CCUAGGCUCGAUCUGUAGCGAUCAACCUAAGUUAAUGACGGGUUGUCACACAUGUGAGAUAAAAAAAAAGAGCCGAGGUAUCUCGAUUUUUUAGCAGAAGCAACGGUCUCUUCUCUAUCAAGUUUCGUGAGAAGGAGAGGUGUAAGGGAGGAUGGAGUAGCAGGUGAAGGUUCAGAAGCAAUAUCUUUGUCUCCCUUACGCAUCCUCAAAGCUCAAACCGAUUUCAGAUAAAUCGUUCCACGGGUUCAUUAAGCACUAUGUCCAGUUGCCAAAAUACACGAGAGACUCUUUUUCACAUUUAAAGCACAUUAUUGUUGUGAAUGUAGGAAAAUUACUUGUUAAUCUUAACAUGGUCUCACUCUUAUAACUUCCUGCUCUGAACUCACUACCCAAUUAAUCCUAACAAAUUAUCACUGCUCAGAAGUUUCUUUCUUCGCUGCAUGCGGUUUACUUUACGUCUCUGAAUUAUUGAGAUGCACAUUGGUCCAGCCCAACUUCAAUUAUUGGGACGAACGUGAGGUGGUGUAUAGAUUUAUAUAAUUUAUGGAUUUAGUACAAGCUUAUUUAUUUGUUCUUUUUUUUUUUUAGCGUUCGGUCAAUUUUCUCUCUAUUUUUAGAAAAAUAAAAAUUCUGGCCACCCGACGAACCUGAAAUCCUCAAUUCUCUUAUUGCCAUCCACAAUUAUUGCUUACGCUUCCUUCCAACAGAGUCACGAAAACAGAGAAACAGUCCAAAUAGUUGUGGCUGGCUGUACUCGAUUUCUUUCUGCCACACCCAACCAAUUUCCUCACCACUCAAAAUUUUCUCGUGUGCUGUUUUGCUGUACUUCCGUCACUCAUUGAUGAUAUAUCGACAAUAUGCAUCGCGUCGCGUUGCGUUGCGUGGCGUGGUACUAAGUAAUUAGCCUCUCUCUCUUCUCGAUUUGAUGCGAGCAGGAAUGACGACAAAUGAACUCCGACUCAUAGAUUUUCCUGCUUUGAAAAUCGACGAGUUGGGGUACUGUGCUUAGAUUUUAUCAAAAUUCCAUCCGCAUUUCCGCCCGACCCGCAACCAAACAUAGAAGCGACUUAAUUUUGUAUCUAACAUGAAAAAUACGGAUAAUUUAUGAAUGUUAUUAAUUUUUAUACAGAUAUGUUUGUUAGGAAAUUUUUUGAUCAUAUUGUGAUUGAAAUAAUUUUAAGUUAUGUUCGUGAAAGCAUUAACACCCGUUUGGUUGGGCUGGGUUGGAUUUGCUCUUCUUAAAAUCAUUGAGCAUAUUUUACCGAGUUUAUUAACGAGAUCGAGUUGGAAUUUAGAAAGAAUCCGACCCAACCACCUGACUCGUUGCCAUUCCUACAUGUGAGUCGUGUCGCGCGCAUGCAUUCAUCCUGGCCUAUAAAUACACAUCACCAAAAACCUUCACACCAUCCGCAUUCUAAUCGAACUAAACCGACAAUCCAUACAAACAUACCAAAAAAAAUGGCGAAAACGUUUAGCUUGGCUUCAGACAAGCAAUUCAUCCACACCGCCACCAAAGACGAGAAGACCAGCGCGGGCAAAAUCGUGGCCCUCUACGUCUCCGAGUACAAGGGCGACCAAAACGGUUUCGACAUCACCCGAGCCGGCGACGACGGCUGGGUCGGCCAGUUGGCCCGGGUGAGCAACGACCCGGACCAGCUGCGCCAGGGCCUGGCCACCCACGAGGCGCUCGAGGUUAACGGCGUCACGAUUCAGGGCGAGCGGCUGACGGAGCUGUUCAACGACUUGGCGGUGGAGAGGGAGGCGGACAGGGCGAAGAAGAGCUACCUGAUGACCAACCGCCAGGGGCUCUGUCUGGUCAACGUCGGCGGGUCGACGGUGAAGAAGGUGAGGGUGAACGACUACUUCGGGUGGUCCAAGUACGGGGUCAAACCGGCGGCGGGGGAGUGGAAGAGGGUCGACAUGGCCAAUGGUCAGGAGACAGGUGGCGGAGAUGACUGGUGGAAAUGGCCGUGGCCGUGGCAGUGAGGUGGCGGCACGGGCAGAGAAGUGGUCAGUGUGGAAAUUAAGUCGCCGGCCGGCCGGCCGGCAAUGUUAGUUACGUUCUGGCGUGUACGUUUUAUAAUAAUAAUAAUAAAACUGAUGAGAUGCACGUGGGAACGAGCACAACCACAUUAGUUUAUGUUAUUGCUUGUAAUUUUGUAAUUUUUUUUCAAUAAAAAGGACGAUGGUUUUCUUUAAAGGUAUAAUAUGUUCAUCUACUAUGUCGUCUUAUAAAAAAUGACAUAAAAUAUGUAUUUGUACUUAAGAAAAAUGAUCAAACAUGUCCUUUUGUUAAUAUUUUCAUCCAAAAACAGUCAACCACGGUUGUAUAUAUGAAUGGCUAAACAUCGCUCUAGUUUUAAAGUUAUCGCCCUAAAUUAAAAUAUAAAAUGACUAAACUAACCUUAAUAACUAACAAAAUAAAACACCCAAUCUUCUUUCAUCUUCUUACGGCUUGGCCCUAACCUGCACUCCGAAAACCAUCCCAUCGCCGCCGACUGCUCCAAACACCCAUCCUCCAUCCCGCCAUCGUCGGACUGGUUUGUCAGUGGAGAAGAACAAGGCUAGAGAAAGCGAUCGAGAAUGGAAAUUGUGAGGAGCGUGAUUUAUCAUUCGUCCAGCCUUUGGUGAAGGAGUCGCACCGUGACCCUGGUGUACUCGCGCAAUUUGGCUUGGCCCCUUCUCUCGCAAUUUCUACUUCGAUUCUCCUUUUCCAACACUUGUUUCUCUAUGCUGUGCUUCUCAAUCGAUAGUUUGAGCGGUAAUUCAGCAGAGCGGGCAGUGUGGCUUUUGAUGGAUUAAUUGUUAGCCGGGAUCCAUGAAGCUCUAGUGGGAAAAACUCUGUGAAUUUCGAUUUGGUCGUUGCUUGUGGGUCAAAUUUCCCAAUUUUUAGCUGCUAUGAAUUCGGAGUUCUAAGGUGAAAGGCUCGUAUAUUUGCAGAUGGUGGAGAAAUUAUAUGGUGGUUGAAUUUGAUUCAUCAUGUUUUGCGCUUAGGUGCUUGGGAGAGGUUCAGGGCUUCCUAUUAGAGGGUUUCUUCACUACUGAAGUGAUUUUGAUGGCAAUAUCAAACCUUGAAUUAGUUGUAUUCUUUAUCUGACGAUUACCAAAAACAACAGUAAGUUCCGCAAGAAAUGAUGAAAUGUACAGUUUAUCCGAGAACAUGCUGGCUGAAAAUGGCAUAGGGAGUGUGUUGAGAGUAGAACAGCUGGUCACCGGAGGGCCAAAAUAUGCAGUAAAACUAGGGCGAUAGUCGAUAAAGAACCAAAAUAUUUUUCAAAAUAAAAAGGAUAAAGGGGUAAUUUCCACUCUUAAAUUAGGGCGAUUACUGUAGAGCUAGGGCGAUAAUUAGCAAUCCCCUUGUAUAUUGGUUUGUGCGACACAAAUGUCUGAAAUAUCUCUGGUAAUUUCACUUUAGAAUUUUUUGGGUUCUUUUGUAGAUCCAAGUUACCUCUAAUAAUUUCACUUUAACGAGACCUAGAAAAAUAAAAUGGGGGACAAAAACUAACAUUUUCCCUCUCAUUUGCCGAUGUCGGGUCGUCGACAUCUCGGUUCAACCAUGGUUGACGAUUUUUUUAAUGGAAAUUUUAACAGAAUGACAUGCGUUUGAUAAUUUUUCCAAAGUACAAGGGCAUAUUCGAUGUAAAAAAUAAUAAAGGGUCAUGUUUGAU
Messenger RNA from Linum trigynum, 3668 nucleotides. The record is from the annotation of a GenBank genome assembly. NCBI's taxonomy places the organism in Eukaryota, Viridiplantae, Streptophyta, Magnoliopsida, Malpighiales, Linaceae.